GAAGAACUUAACCAGAAGUAUAAACACGUCUCUGUUUCCUCUGUCAAAAGCUCUGAACACUUCUCAUACCAAUCCUCUACCCUCAGCGCAGAUUGCCAUAUACACUACCACUCAACCUACCUUAUCAUCAUCUUUUCUUCCUCGUCACGAGCAGUGCACAAACCGCCAACAUGUCUCUCACUCUCUCUUCCAUUACUAUUUCUACCUUUUCCAAGGGUCUCUCCACACUCGUUCAUAUUCUCCAAAAGGCCGAAGAAUAUGCUGCAUCACAGGGCCUCGAUGCCAAUGCCGAGUACAUCAAUGCCAGGCUCAUCGAUGACAUGCUCCCCCUGACCUUUCAAGUUCAGAAUGUUACCAACACUGUCCGCAAAACCCUCACCCGCUCCCAAGGGAAGGCUGAUGAGCCUUGGGAAGAUGGAGAGAAGACAUUUGUCGAGUUGUAUGCCCGCAUUGAGAAGGCGAGGCAGGUGAUCAAGGAGGCCGAUGCUGCUGCUAUUGACGCCAAAGCCGAUGAAACUGUCGAUCUUGCUUUGGGGCCAACAACCAUCAAGAUUGUCAGCAGAGACUCAGUCCUCAACCAGGGAAUCCCCAACUUCUUCUUCCAUCUCAACACGGCGUAUGCCAUUCUCAGGAGCAAAGGCGUUCCAGUUGGCAAAAGAGACUACAUUGGAAGCUUCUUGGCUUAAGGUACCUCUAGGCAGCCAUUCCAAUCUCAAGCUUUAGAAGCUUCGAAUUCAAUUUAGGAACUUGAAACAACUACUACCUCAGCAUCCCAUCAAUCAUCACUGUGGAGCUAUUUCCCUAGCUUUUGAAUGGCAUCGUGACUGAAUGCUGCCUAAGGUAAUAAUGGUACAAGAAAACAUCUCCGGUCACUUUGACAGUGUAUAAUUGUUCUUGUGGGUCGCUGCCUAGGUAUGAGUGAGUGCUCGAACACUUCCUCUGUGACAAAAGGCCAGAUCGUCAUGCUCCACAAAUGUGUACCUCAUUCUACGGUGAACCACUGAACUUUAAGCAUCUUCAAAGCCUCUGUAGGUUUCUGGAAAUCAGAAUUAUUUUCCAUACAAAAGAGGUUGUUUGUUGAAUAAGGAAAGCCUUUCAUGAACAAGGCCUGCGUUCUCAGAGAGAUCAUGUGGAACGUAUUGUUUCAUUUUUUUCCUGUUGCGACUAUAUAAGGAGCGCGUACCCCUACUGUCUUACUACUAAAUAGAUAUAUACCUGGAAUCCUAUCACUGUUUCAUCAUCAUUCUCUCCAUCACACCUUUAUAACAACUCAAUCGCCGACCUAGACUUUCUUCCUCUUACCAUCCCUACCUCUACAUUCAACCUUCUUCCCUCCCCAGAAAAGAUGUCUGGCAAUAGCAGUAACGGCACCACCACCACCAGCAGCAACAGCAGCAACAACAACCACAACAACAAGAUGAAUCACACCCACUCCACAAACUUCCUAACUCUUUCCACCCCCACUGAGUUCGCCGAGCUUGCUAACUGUCAGCUAGAUACUGCGACAGAACUGAUGCAGAAUUUGCAUGGGCUCAUAAAGUCAAAUGACAGAAGACGAGGACCGUACCUUCGACCUGGACAACGUCUGUGAGCAGGGAUGGAAGUCUGAUCGUUGGCUGAAUCCUCUUUAAACAGUCAAACUCAGUGCUCGGCAGAUGCAGAAGAAGAGGGAGGGAUGUGCGCCAAGAAGGGGUAAAGCAUGGAAAUCUAAACAGGGCUGGACCAGUUGUAAAGCCAAGCUUUAUUCAUUAACUGCAGGUCCGGGGGUGGAAGGGGGGGGGGAGCAACAGCGAAGCUUUUUUGACUCCAGCCGAUCGUGUAUUAUGAUUGUAGUCACCCCCACAUCCCCACGUUUGGUGUUGGUUGUUGCGAGAGGGCAGGGGCCAAGAUAACGGUUUUGAUAUGGCUUAAUGACUUUCCC
Molecule: messenger RNA, 1921 nt
Organism: Podospora bellae-mahoneyi
Lineage: Eukaryota; Fungi; Ascomycota; Sordariomycetes; Sordariales; Podosporaceae
Exons: 2
Coding region: 171-686 (171 amino acids)
Source: RefSeq, a predicted model, not a curated record